AUGGUUACAGCUAGCGUGUGGGCUCUGCAGCUCAUAUCACACAUCACUGCUGAUGUUUCACUUGAGAAUUACAUUGUGGAAAAUAUGAAGUCGGAGAUGGCCCAGAUACAACAGAAUGCGGUUCAAAAUCACACAGCCACCAUGCUUGAGAUAGGAACCAGUCUCUUGUCUCAGACUGCAGAGCAGACCCGAAAGCUGACAGAUGUUGAGACCCAGGUACUAAAUCAAACAUCCCGACUUGAAAUACAACUACUGGAGAAUUCAUUAUCAACAUACAAGCUAGAGAAGCAACUUUUGCAACAAACGAAUGAAAUUCUGAAGAUUCAUGAAAAAAACAGUUUACUAGAGCAUAAAAUCUUAGAAAUGGAGGGAAAACACAAAGAAGAGUUGGACACCUUGAAGGAGGAGAAAGAAAACCUCCAAGGCUUGGUUACUCGUCAAACAUUCAUCAUCCAGGAGUUAGAGAAGCAACUAACCAGAGCCACCACCAACAACAGCGUCCUUCAGAAGCAGCAACUGGAACUCAUGGACACAGUCCAUAACCUUGUCAGCCUUUGCACUAAAGAAGGUGUUUUGCUAAAGGGAGGAAAAAGAGAAGAAGAGAAACCAUUUCGAGAUUGUGCCGAUGUGUAUCAAGCUGGUUUUAAUAAGAGUGGAAUCUACACUAUUUAUUUUAAUAAUAUGCCAGAACCUAAAAAGGUAUUUUGCAAUAUGGAUGUGAAUGGGGGAGGUUGGACUGUAAUACAACACCGUGAAGAUGGAAGUCUGGAUUUCCAAAGGGGCUGGAAAGAAUAUAAAAUGGGUUUUGGAAAUCCCUCUGGUGAAUAUUGGCUGGGGAAUGAGUUUAUUUUUGCCAUAACCAGUCAGAGGCAGUACAUGCUGAGGAUUGAGCUGAUGGACUGGGAAGGGAACCGAGCCUACUCCCAGUACGACAGAUUCCACAUAGGAAAUGAAAAGCAGAACUAUAGGUUAUAUUUAAAGGGUCACACAGGGACAGCAGGCAAACAGAGCAGCCUGAUCUUACAUGGUGCUGAUUUCAGCACGAAGGAUGCUGAUAAUGACAACUGUAUGUGCAAAUGCGCUCUCAUGCUAACAGGAGGUUGGUGGUUUGAUGCCUGUGGUCCCUCCAAUCUAAAUGGAAUGUUCUACACUGCGGGACAAAAUCAUGGAAAAUUGAAUGGGAUAAAGUGGCACUACUUCAAAGGGCCCAGUUAUUCCUUGCGUUCUACAACCAUGAUGAUCAGGCCCUUCGACUUUUGAAAGUGCAAUGCCUAUAUUAGAAACCUGCAAAGAAAUCUGGGGAUGCCCCCAGGUGAGAAGCUAUUUGGGAGCUUCAGAAACAAAUAGCAUUGAUUCCCUUCCAGCAGCAAGUGGAUUUGUGAUGUCACCAGGAUUCUUGACUAGGGAUUUGGAGCCUACUGAGUUCAAGAAAGUCUCCACUUGGGUCACUGUGUUUGAGUGGAUUGUAUCCAGAGAAUGCCAUUCAUUGUCAUGCUUUAAAAAGGGAAGAAACUCAGCUCUCCGUGCUUCAAAGUGCUACUGGAACAUAUUUUGAACCUAUAACACCCUGCUGAUAAAUGCAGCUUGUUUUAUACAAAAGAAAAAGACGAAUGAUCAGCAAAGAACAUAUAUGAAAAAAAUGAGAUCAGGCCUACAGGAAUCUGUUGAAGAUGGAGUGCAGAGGUGAAUUGGUAUCAUUCUAGAAAAUACUGCUAACAAAUAAUGCUGAUGUCACUGCACAAGUGUGACAUAAAGAACAGCCUUGUCCUCUGAGUUUGCUAAAUGUUAGUGGUCUUUAGAAGCCCAUUUCCAGCAAAUAUGAUAUUUACUAAUUGAUUUCAGUUUUCUCAUGUUCAAGUGUAAAUCUGUUUUUGUACGCCAUGAUACAAUACAGUAUGUUGGAUAACAGUGAUGCUCAAAGAUUCUGAGUUUGGGGGAAUACGGUUUUCAAAAGAUAUAAAGUAAAACCAAGAAUGGUCAUGCUACAGUAUUCAUUUGCAUUAAAAUCGACUGACACACAAAUGUGUUUAGAGCCUAUAUAAGGAAUGGAAACUUUACCAUCCAGUUCUUAAAUCAAUAUGCAUGUACUUAAUGUUCUCAUUGAUAGUAUAUAGCAAAGCAUUAUGUGGCAUGCUUGAAUUAGAACAGCCCAUUGUACAGAUAUCCCUGCAUGUAUUUGCAAUAGAUGACACCACCUUUUUAAUGUUUGUUGGCCUUAAUUUUUCAUCCAGAUUUUUCAUGCUAAUUUAAUUUUUGUUAAUUAACUACAAUGUACUCAAUAAAUGCAUCCUGCUCCAGUUUUUUUUUUUUAAUAAAAGUUACACUUUGAAGUCUACAAAGAAUGGAAGAAUUUUAAGUAUGAUUGUACAUAGUUUGUUACUCCCAUCCAUGCUCAACUCGGUACCUGUUCAAUCUGGAGUGCACAAUGCUGUCUUCAACUGAUGAUUAUAAAUAUGAGUGCUCAAAGGCAAUUCCUAUACUACUUGAUUAAAUAUAUUACUCUUCACAUUCUUUCUUCUCUCCAGGCUCUAUUUCUUCAAGCAAUUUCUAUCUUGUAAAAUAAUAUUAGUGGAGAAAAUUGGCAUAACUCCUUAUAUAUGAAAAGUACAAAAAAAAUCAGUCAUUAGACUAGGACAUUUCUGAAUGUUAUCUGCUAUAAGUGCCUUAGUUAAGAUGUCCCCAUGGCAUAAUCUAUUAUAAGUGAAGUUUUGAAUGCAGGAUUUUGUGAUAACUUGCUGUUACUGCAGUAUUCUAUCAAGACGUGUUCUUUGUCUAUAAAUGUUCAAGGCUGCAUUAGAAAAAAAAUUUAAUCAAACACGAUUUACUAUGAAAUGAGAAAACUAAAUAUAAGCAUUAGUUCUGCUUUCUCAGAAAAGGAGAAGAUUUUCUGUGACAUACAAGCACUAAAAUAUCAAUCUUCAUAACUCCACAAUGCCUUAGUGGCUUUUCUCUAUCUGGGAGACUAAAGCUAUUCAUGGUUUUAAGAAAAAUGUUUUUUUUUGUUUACCAUCACAUUUUUCUUGUAUUUAUAAUGUCUACAUAAAAUGCCAUUUUGCCUUACAAGUGGUAUAAGCAGACAUUACAGAGUUUUUCCAAUAUUAGUGACUCCUUCACAGCUCUCUUAAGCCUAGCCCUCUAAAACCAUUGCUUUCGCUUAGGUGAAAGAAAAUGAGUGUUUUUGUGGUUGUGGUUGUUAUUGUUGUUCCCAUAGGUUUUCUAAAACCAAUCUUGGAUAAGGUAUACUGUUUUUCAAUUCAUAUUACAAAAAUAAAGUGAAAUGAUGAGGAAAAGGCAUGCUAUUUACUGUUUUGUUAUGUGGGUUUGAAAAGUGAGAUAUUAUUUUCAAUUAUUUAUAAUAAAACAGUAUAAAUGUUUGGUGACGCUUUUGUAUACAUUAUACAGUGCCAACAUGUG
Molecule: messenger RNA, 3414 nt
Organism: Psammomys obesus (fat sand rat)
Lineage: Eukaryota; Metazoa; Chordata; Mammalia; Rodentia; Muridae
Gene: Angpt1
Product: angiopoietin 1
Exons: 9
Coding region: 1-1260 (419 amino acids)
Biological process (GO): Tie signaling pathway; angiogenesis
Molecular function (GO): receptor tyrosine kinase binding
Source: RefSeq, a predicted model, not a curated record